Molecule: messenger RNA, 241 nt
Organism: Geodia barretti
Lineage: Eukaryota; Metazoa; Porifera; Demospongiae; Tetractinellida; Geodiidae
Source: the annotation of a GenBank genome assembly
GGUCCCUAACCUACAAGUCAUUAAGGCAUGCAUUCGCUGAAGUCGCGCGGCUACGUGACGGAGCGUUUCAUUUGGCAGUACUUCUUCUGGUACUGCCAAAUGACUAUGACGUCUUCAUGUAGACUCCCCUGACACCGCUGACACUCGGUCCAGAGACGACUGAACUUUCUUUCUAGAUCAGCGAGCAUUCCACUGCCUCCGGAAGACGGGACCACAGACUUACUCAUGGUGUGCUGGCCGU